AAAGAACGUUUCUCAUAUUGGCUUGGGUUCGUAAUUGUUUGUUUCGUUUUUAAAUCUGAUGCGUAAAUUUCAUCAUCGUAUUCAAAGCGCGCCGAUUUUUCAGUGAAAUAUGAUUAUUUGUAUUUCAUAAUUUAUCAUCGAUUUGAUAUUACAUUUGUACUGUUUCAACAAUAAAGAAAUAGUCACUACAUAUAAGUUAUUGUGUGCAUAUUUUGCUAUACAUAUAAUGGAUCCGAGCGAUCACAAUCCACCUGAUGAAAUUGAAAGAAAGUCGAAUGAAGCUUAUCAGAAAGUGAUUGGCCAUCUGAUGAAUAAUGCUUUGGUUUUGAAUAACGAGUUUCAACAGAGAAACGAAAAUGCUCGAAAUGGACAUCAAGCACUGCUUUUAAAAAUAUCUAAAUCGAAUGAGAAGCUCAAACGGGCCAACAGACGUUUAAAGAAGAAGGUCAUUCUUCGACAGAAAUUGUUGGCAAAUUACGAACUAAGACUUGCUAAAUCCAUGGCUGAUCUAUUUGCUUUGAGAAAAGAGUUGGCAAAAUUGAAAGAAGUAAAAGAAUCUGAUAAUGCAAGGAUUGAAAAUUUGGUGGGAAAUGUAAAGCGACUUAAGCGCAAACUCUUGCAUCUCCAAAGAAUGGAUAUGGAGUGGAAUCAUGAUGAAUUCAGUAUAAAAGUCAGAGAAUUGAAACAAGAAAUCUAUAAAGUGGGAAAAAUCCAUGGUUUAAAAGGAAUGCAUUUUGUAAAAGAUAUAAAUGAGCGCAAGGAGUUAGAAAAGGAAAAAACUGAGCUAAAACAGAUUGAAGAAGAGAAUGAAAAGUUUCAGCAAUCGAUAAAAAACAUCGAAAAUAGGCUUGCAGAAAUUGUGCCAGUGAAUGCAAAUUUUGAGAUGGAUUUUAUGGAAACGGAACACUUUUUGUCUGAACCAUCUAAAACCAGUGAAUAGUAGUAUCGAGAAGAAUCGGAAGUCUUGAUAUGCUGGAUAUCGAUGGACAGCAUGCACUCUCCCAAUAUUCAUUCCAGAAAUGAUACAAAAAGCUAUGGCUUUUGACUCUUUGACUAUUAAUGAGACAAAUAUGCCCCACUCACAUUUUAAAUUUCAAUAAAAAUAAAAUUUUCUUUGGAGCUCAUUGUAAUAAAUCCACUUGUAGAUAAAGGAUACUCAUAAAUCUUUCAUUAUUAUUUAAUUACCAAAAUAUGGUAUCUGUUUUCUUGCCAGUGCCAUUAUUUAUCGACAUCCUUUAUAUUUUACAUGCGAUUUUGCUAGUUUUGAUCUCUUGGUCAGCAUUGUGCACAUAUUUGCAUUAAACAUUGAUUAUAAAUUGUAAAUAUAUAAAUACUGCUAUUUAACUAAUAAUGUUUGAGAUAGUACUCGACUUUAUUCAGAGGAAAAAACAAUUUUUCAGUUAUGGGACCAUCAUGUGCCUAACCAAGAAAAUGUAGAACUUUAAAGUAAAAAAAAUAAA
Messenger RNA from Argiope bruennichi, 1460 nucleotides. RefSeq lists its product as uncharacterized. The transcript has 12 exons. The record is from RefSeq and is a predicted model, not a curated record. NCBI's taxonomy places the organism in Eukaryota, Metazoa, Arthropoda, Arachnida, Araneae, Araneidae. Bases 227 to 940 code for a protein of 237 amino acids.